GGCGCGGGCGGGGCCAUGGAGGAGCCGCGGGGGGCGCGGGGCUGGGAGGGGGGCGCGGGGCCCGGGGACGGGAACCGGGAUCGGGACCGGGAAUGGGACCGGGAAUGGGACCAGGACCAGGACCGGGAUUGGGACGAGUCCGCCCCGCUGCUGCCGCCGCCGCCCAGCAGCCCGCCCCCCGGCUCCUCGUUCGGCUGCGCGGUGCUCAACCUGAUGAACGCGAUCAUGGGCAGCGGGGCGCUGGGCUUGUCCUUCGCCAUGGCCAGCACCGGCGUCCUGGGCUUCAGCAUCUUGCUGCUGAUUGUCGCCAGCCUUGCCUCUUACUCUGUGUUUCUUCUGCUCAGUAUGUGCAUUCAGACUGCUGUCAUGUCUUAUGAAGACCUUGGCCUGUUUGCAUUUGGAUCAACUGGAAAGGUCCUUGUUGCAGCUACAAUAAUUAUCCAGAAUAUAGGAGCUAUGUCAUCUUAUCUUUUAAUUGUUAAGACUGAACUUCCUGGUGCUGUCGCGGGCUUCUUAAGUGGAGACGAGAGCGGGUCCUGGUACCUUGAUGGGAGACUGCUGCUACUCAUUACUUCGGUCUGCAUUGUUUUUCCCCUUGCACUUCUUCCUAAAAUUGGCUUUCUUGGCUACACAAGUAGUUUAUCAUUUUUCUUUAUGGUGUACUUUGCUCUUGUGGUUAUGAUAAAAAAGUGGUCCAUCCCGUGUCCUCUACCUCUGAAGAGUGCAAUAGAACCUUUACAGGUUUCAAAUUCUACUGCGGAUUGUAAAGCAAAGCUCUUUCAUCUUUCAAAGGAGAGUGCUUAUGCAAUACCAACUAUGGCCUUCUCUUUUCUCUGCCAUACCUCCGUCUUGCCGAUUUACUGUGAGCUCCAGAGUCCAUCCAAAAGUAGAAUGCAGAAUGUAACUGUCACAGGAAUUGGCCUGAGUUUCCUAAUUUACUUUAUGUCUGCUUUGUUUGGGUAUCUGACAUUUUAUGACAAAGUGGACUCUGAAUUGCUGCAAAGUUACAACAAGUACCUGCCACAUGAUACUGUCAUCCUGACUGUUAAAUUAGCCAUACUGUUUGCUGUGCUUUUGACAGUCCCUCUAAUCCACUUCCCUGCAAGGAAAGCAGUAUUGAUGCUAUUUUUCUCUCAUCUUCCUGUGUCAUGGAUUUGCCAUAUCUUUGUCACUUUAGCACUGAAUACAAUCGUUGUUUUGUUUGCAAUGUAUGUGCCAGACAUUAAAAACAUGUUUGGAGUAGUUGGUUCAACCACAUCAACAUGUUUGCUUUUUGUAUAUCCUGGACUAUUUUAUCUGAAGCUUAGCAGAGAGGACUUUCUAUCUCCACAGAAACUUGGGGCAUGUGCAUUGGUUAUUUUUGGCAUUUGUGUUGGUCUUCUCAGUUUAGUUCUAAUAAUUUUCAAUUGGAUUAAUCAGUAACAGCAUAUUGUUACUGUCUGAAGUGGGCUUCAGGAGAACAUCAAGAACCAGAGAUAUGUCAAAACUACUGAAAUGAAUGUUGAACAUCCCAAAGAAAUCACUGUCGAAGAAAUAAUCCUCUUUUUUUAGUCCAUUAGUAAUGUUCCUUCUUUAAUCUUGAGAAGGAACUCUCCAGUUACUGCACAAUAAGUCUUUGCCAUUCUAAAAUAUUAGUUUUUAAUGAUGUAAUCAUGACAGGUAAAAAGAUCUCUUGAGAAUUUCUGCAAUGCAAAAACAGUUUAAUGCACAUGGUGAACAAAAGCAAAACCUUGAAAUAACUUUUCUUUUAGAGAGAAUGAUAUGGACAGAUUUUAUAUCAAUCAUGAUGUGCAUGCCACACGUUAUCCUAACAGUGAAAGACUUCUGUUGCUGGAAUAAUUUCCAAAACUUCAGCCAGUUCAUAUUAAGAACUUACUGAUUCCAAAUGUUUACCCUAAUUUAUCCAAAUAUGGAUUCAGAAACCAAGAGCCUUAGCCCAGUUUAAUGGGCACAUCGUGGUAAUUGUUUUCUUGAAUACAGUUUUAUACCUCUGUGUACUUGAAUCAUAUUGAAGUAAUUUUUAAAUUAGAUGCUUUUUCCCAUCUAGCUUAAUAGGUUUUAGUAGCAUUAGGAAGUCUCAAUUUUCAAGUUAAAAAUAGGUAUCUUUCAAUUAAUGUCUGCUUUUGAAUGUUAUUCAAUUUACCUCAGUAUUCCUGAUGGUGGAAAAUGUUUCUUUUUCUCUCUUACUCCCAUUUCUACUAGUGUUUCAUGUUUGAAAUAGAGCAUAUCUAAAUGUUAUUUACUGCUGUGUGUCGGAGGAGGUUUGGGCUUGAAAUGUGAAAUUCUGCCUGUGUCGAAGUCAAAGGAAAUUUUACGUUUAUGGAACCUUAGUUUUACCCCAGAUCUCUAAACUUUAAUGUACCCUUCUGUAAUUCUUUCUUGGCCUAAAUGGAAUGUGACUGCAAUUUUCAACACCAGCUGGGCUCUGUCAUGUAUGGUAUUGGGUGCCCACCACAAAAGUUCCUCAUAUCUUCCACUGCUUUCAUUCUACUAACAUCAUGGUAAACCUUCUUAAAUUUGUUACUAUCAGAUGGAAUAGGAUGGCUUUAAAAUACCCUAAUCUCUUUAGAGACUGUGUGCCCUAAAGAAGUUAAGCCUCCGCAGGAAUGGCUUGUGUAAAGUUAAGAAAUUAGACCUCAGACUCAAAUGGCUUGAUUUAGAGAGUGGGAAAGUUCUUCAUUAUUUCCAGAUGCAGUAUUUCUUUUAAUUUAGGUUAGCACUUCUACAUCUGAGAAUUGGUGUAAGACACAAACAAAACAUAGCAAAGUAAUUUAUCUAUGUAAUUUGGAAGCAGCUAGUAAGUGCCACUUAUAUAUAUUUUUUCUGUCCGUAAAGUGCACAGCUAGUGCACCUUUCUCUAGCUAGAAAAUCCUGCUGAAAAAAUUCUGUUUAUAUGUUGAUGUAUGUUUUAUCAUUUGGAAUAGGGAAGAUGCCCCAGCAAAAUGGCAUUCCUAACUUCUUAGCAGUGGGUCUGUACUAUUGAGCUGCAAGUGCAAACAGAUCACUCAACUCUCAGGAUUUCACUUCUGAUAGAUGGCCUGGAGGCACCCAGGUGGUGUUGGUUGUGCAGCUUGGUACUGCUUCAGGAAUCCUUUGUGCCUGGGGAAUUUACUUCUGCUUAGGAGUUUAAUACAGAAAUAGACUUGAGUGGUGAGGCACAGGCACUAACUCAGAAGUUUUGUUAGAAUCCCCAUUCUGUAGGAAUUGUUACGCUAUAUUCUGGAAAAGAUUGCAGUCAUUUUUAUCACAGAGCUUCUAGAAGAGGUUUCACGAUGCAAGGUGAGCCAUCUAAGAGUUUGUCACUACCAGAAACAGUGUGUUCACUCUUGGCCAGAAGGUCACAGCUACUUCUACAGCAUCAGCACUGGUGGUGGCUCAAGCGGGUGGAGGGAGUGGGACUGCCUUUUUGAGCAGCAGCAGCCAUUAGAUGAGAAUAUUUUUCUCAGAAAUCUCAUACUUGACCUCCUGAAGCAAGCUGUGUACGCAGAGCAUGCCUCCAACUUGAGAGGUCUCUGGCCUCCUGGGAUCGAGGGGUCAAUCAGACAGCUUCUCAACUGUUGUGUGAGUAUUAGGAAUGGAGGCUCUGCAGCUUGCCUUUGUUCUUGCAGUUCUUUUUCAACUCUGCAUAGCCAGGUAUAGCCACCUUACUGGCUGUGGCUACCCUGUGAUUGCUGUUUGACAGGCUUUGGGGUUCACUAUAGGGGUGGACUAUAGGGUUUCAGCCACGCUGGGUAUCUCUGGCAGCAGUAGUAAGAAGCUAAAAAUCUACUUUAAUAAAGUGUAUCUUGAGAAAUCAAUGAUAGCAGUAGAUCAAGAAAUUAUUUUCUGACCUGAACCAAAACUUUUUAGGAAAACAGGAGACGUGUCAAUGAAGUAUAGAUUACUUUUUUUUUUCCAGACACUAGGAAUUAGGAGGAAUAUUUCUUAGAAUUGGGAGGUUUUAUGGAAAUUGUUUCUCAUUUAUUAUAUGCUCGUGUAGCUUACUAUUGAGUGGAAGUUGUUAGACAUCAUUGCAAGUCACUUUAUUUUAAACUCUAAACAGCAGGACUUAACAAAGAAGAUUUAUAUCAUCUGUGAAGGUGCUGAAAGUUGGCAAAGUUUUGUUAAGCCUUUGCUCUUACUUUCUACCUCUGAAAAAGCUGAGUCUUGCCCUGCACUGCAACCCUCUGCUCAUACAUAGACAGCUGGGUUUGUGUGCAUCUUGUUAAAAAAUGGGGACUCACAGAAUACCUGAAAUAAGGUGUCAGUUUUACAGUUGAUCCUUGUAAUGCUAUGGAAAUCACUACAUGAUUGUUUUUAAUCCAUGGGUACAUGAGCCUGGCUAUUAACUAACUGUCCUGGUAGGUAGGCUCUGGAAUGAUGAAUACCAGUGUGUGAAGUUAAUACACCGUGAGGAUGAAGGGAAGCAAUUUGCACCUCUGCUGGAGCUCUGUUAUUACAUUUUGACUGCAGGAUAGGAGCACAUUGCUGUGCAGAAUGUGUGUUAUCUUCUACUUGAAAAGAGCUGGAAAUAUGCUGCUUUUAAGAAGCUUGGAUGAUAUGUAACGUAAAAUGUGGGGAGAGGGGCAGAAAGAGAAAGGACUUAGAAAAAGGUGCAAGCAUUUUCCACUAUGAAAAAACAGAGUAACUAUUUUUAUCCUCUGAAUCUCUCUCUGUCUUCUGUUCAUUAUGGCUGUGUAAGGCUUUCACUACGGUUGUACACAAGCAUGAGGUUUUUUGAGCUAAAUGUAUACCCACUCUGGAGCUUUCUGCUGACUCAUGUGCUGCUAAAUAUAUUUUUCUUCUUGUGCACAGAUUUUUUUGGGCUAUAUUUCCACAUUUCUAAAUUUUAGUGGUUCUACUUUAUUAUCUGUAGCUACCAUUUCUGAACUCACUUGGCAAAGUUGCCUUUUCCCAGCUGAACAAGAAGAACAAUGUAGAGAUGAAAAUUAUUUGGUAGCCUUUGAUUUGUUUUCAUUCUCCUAUUUCCAUACCUUGCGAGUUUAAAAGCUGCUCACAUUUCAGAUGGACUGUGAUAAGCUGGAUGUGGAAAGUGUGUCAACAGUAUUACAGAAACGAGUACUGCUAAACAAGAGUGUUCUUAACCUGUCUUUGUAUUGUGACAAACACUUGUGUUUUACUCCCAUAUUUCUAAGCACUUUGCAUCUUAAUACUCGUUUUCGUUGCAGUAAGUUUGUUUAAAAUUCUCUCAUGGCCCUGUGUAGUGAAAACUGAGACAGUGAAGCCAUCCUGCCCUCUCUCCGUCGCUCCUUUCCCCUUCCCCUCCAUUUCAGUUUUGCAUUAAUGCCAGUUCUGUGGCACUGGGCAGGAACGUGCCAUUAGUUGAGCACUCCACAUGGUUAUUACGGGGAGUGCAGUGUGGGUGAAAGGUCUGCCUUUAGUCAUGCCUCGUGGCUCUGGUUUUCAAUAGGUGUCCACAGCUGGUCAUUGCCAAAGGCCAGGACUAGAUGCAGGCAGGGCUUUUUGGUGUGUGCCCGUCAUGUCUGUCCUUGUAAGAAUUUCUCUUUUUGGAGCAUGGAGACAUCUUAACUUUGUAACGGGAAGCCUGUGCUGAUCUGGAGUUCUUAAAUCAUUUUUGUCACACGGAGCGUACUCAAGGUGCUGUAUUUCCUGCCCCUGCAAUCCUCCUAAUGAGGACAAAAACAUGAUGGUCCAAGUGAGCUGCUAGGGCAAGUGCUAAAUCCUACCCAGCUUGUAAACACAUUGUUUCCAUGAGAGAGGAUAUGGGCUUGUACUUCAUUACUGUGUUACUGGUGCUGCACAAAUUAUCACUUUGGUGUGGAUCUGGAAGUCAGUGCUCCAAAUGUGUUCCAGUCUCAUUUAAAAUAAAUUCCUAAAAUUAAUUUUUAGGAUUAAUUGUAAAGAACAUGAAGUAUUUUCAUUAGCAUCAGCUGGUGCUCUUUCAGUAUUACAUAGGAUACGUGAGGACAGAAUCGUGCCUGUUUUGGAUACAAUUAAUUGCUUCAUUAUCAAUGCAGAUGUGUACCUUUCUUGUAAGCCAGCUCCUAAGCUCUUACUGAGCCAAAGUGAGGUUCAAAAUUCUGGAUCCUGCUAAUUCAGCAGCCUGGGAUCUUUAUUUGGCUUACAUUGAUAAUUGUAUAAACAAUAGAAGGGGAUGGACGUUUUACCACUGCAUCGCUUGCAAAUGCUUGAAGAUAAUCAAGUUGUUUCCAAAUGUCCCUACGGAGAUGGAGAUUAGUGUUACCUCUGUAGUGGGCAUCCUAAUGUGCUCUCAGAGAUUCAACUUUCGAUCAGACCAGGAGCUAAAGUAACAUUGAUUGCUGCAGAACUCCUUUCCUAAUUAGAUUUAACACUUAGCCCAAAAUUGUUGUUUUACAGUUGACUUCUAUGUUGAAAGCAUUCAUUAUAUUGUUCUGCGUACUGAGAAACCUUGCGGCACAUCACUGCCUAAUGACUGCCAGUGGCAGAAAGUUUUCAGUGUUAAAAAAGAGCUGCCUAACUUCCACAGUUUGUGGUGAUGUUUUUUUGUGUUUGUGUUUCAGUUGUGCUCAUUCAACCGUGCUUAAUGUGGAGCUGAAAUUCUGUUGAAAAUAAAAAAUAAUCAUCUGUAUGUAAAAAGUGCCUAGCUGAUGUCUGACCUGUGUAUUGUGCAACGUGUUUCCUAUUCUGAAUUCCCUGUGGAACAGCUGGGGUAUGUUCCGAAAAAGCAGAAAAUAAAGAACAGUAUUUGCAUAACUCA
Anas platyrhynchos (mallard) is the source of this 6700-nucleotide messenger RNA. It is a transcript of the gene SLC38A6, whose product is annotated as solute carrier family 38 member 6. Gene Ontology annotation, biological process: L-glutamine transport; amino acid transmembrane transport. The record is from RefSeq and is a predicted model, not a curated record. Gene Ontology annotation, molecular function: L-glutamine transmembrane transporter activity. Gene Ontology annotation, cellular component: plasma membrane. NCBI's taxonomy places the organism in Eukaryota, Metazoa, Chordata, Aves, Anseriformes, Anatidae.